Acanthochromis polyacanthus (spiny chromis) is the source of this 821-nucleotide messenger RNA. It is a transcript of the gene rpl15, whose product is annotated as ribosomal protein L15. Gene Ontology annotation, molecular function: structural constituent of ribosome; RNA binding. The coding region runs from base 150 to 764 and encodes 204 amino acids. Lineage: Eukaryota; Metazoa; Chordata; Actinopteri; Pomacentridae. The record is from RefSeq and is a predicted model, not a curated record. Gene Ontology annotation, cellular component: ribosome; cytosolic large ribosomal subunit. The transcript has 4 exons. Gene Ontology annotation, biological process: cytoplasmic translation.
CAAACGGAAAGUCUGGAAAAGUAAAACGCCAAACGAGGACUACAGUUCCCAUGAGCUCAGGAAAGGAAACGCGUCACCCGGGUUUUCAUAAGGCAUGCUGGGAACAGGCCCUCUCUCUUUCCGGCUGGUACGCCAUCAUUUAAGUCAACAUGGGAGCCUAUAGGUAUAUGCAGGAGUUAUGGCGCAAGAAGCAGUCCGAUGUGAUGCGCUUCCUGCUCCGUGUUCGCUGCUGGCAGUACCGUCAGCUGUCCAACCUCCACCGUGCUCCUAGACCCACCAGGCCUGACAAGGCUCGCAGGCUGGGCUACAAGGCCAAGCAGGGCUACGUAAUCUACCGUAUCCGUGUUCGCCGUGGAGGCCGCAAGAAGCCUGUGCCCAAGGGUGCCACCUAUGGCAAGCCAGUGCACCAUGGCGUCAACCAGAUCAAGUUUGCCCGCAGUUUGCAGUCCACUGCUGAGGAGCGCGCUGGCCGUCACUGCGGAGCCCUGCGAGUGCUGAACUCUUACUGGGUAGGGGAGGACUCCACCUACAAGUUCUUCGAAGUGAUUCUGAUCGACCCCUUCCACAAGGCCGUCAGACGCAACCCAGACACCCAAUGGAUCACAAAGGCUGUGCACAAGCACAGAGAGAUGCGUGGCCUGACAUCUGCAGGAAAGAAGAGCCGCGGCUUGGGCAAGGGCCACAAGUUCCACCUGACCAUCGGAGGCUCCCGCCGUGCAGCCUGGAAGAGGCGCAACACCCUGCAGCUGCACCGCUAUCGUUAGAGCACGCCACACAUGUCUGUACAUUUAAACAAAUAAACAGCCCUUUUUAUGGUCACA